AUGAUUUUGCUAUGCAGACUCGCCACCAGCGUUUCUGACAAGGACACCGAAUUAAAUGGCUUUUGCUACUUAAAAGAUACGAACAUUCAACUUCCCCUUCAACCGAUGCACCAUGACCCAAGGUACUCGAUCGAUCCCGAGGAUCUCAAGCCGAUGCACCGUGAUCCAAGGUACUGGGCCGACCCCGAGGAGCCCAAGCCGACGUAUCGUGAUCCAAGAUACUGGGCUGGUUCUCAGGAGGACGAGCCAAUUCAUCAUGAUCCAAGGUAUUGGGGCGACAAUGAUAAGAUGAAACCAAUGCACCGUGUUCCAAGGUACUGGGCCGACCCCAAGGGGGCCAAGCCGAUGCAUCAUGAUCCAAGAUAUUGGGCUGAUUCCGAGGAGGGCAAGCCGAAGCAUCAUGAUCCAAGGUACUGGGCCAACACCGAGGAAGUCAAGCCGAUGCACCAUGAUCCAAGGUACUGGGUCGACUCCGAAGAAAUCAAGCCGACGCACCAUGAUCCAAGGUACUGGUCCGAUGACGAGGUGAUCAAACCGAUGCACCAUGAUCCAAGAUACUGGCCUGACUGCGAGAAAAUCAAACCAGUACACCAUGAUCCAAGAUACUGGUCCGACGGCGAGAAGAUCAAACCGAUGCUCCAUGAUCCACGAUAUUGGUCUGAGCCCGAGGAAAUCAAACCAAUGCACCAUGAUCCUAGGUACUGGUCUGACCCCAAUGAGAUGAAGCCAAUGCACCAUGAUCCUAGAUACUGGUCUGACCCCAAUGAAAUGAAGCCAAUGCACCACGAUCCAAGGUACUGGUCCGACCCCAAAGAAAUCAAGCCAACACGCCAUGAUCCAAGGUACUGGUUCGACCCUGAAGAAAUCAAGCCAACGCACCAUGAUCCAAGGUACUGGUCCGACUCUAAGGAGGCGAGGCCAACGCACCUUGACCCGAGGUACUGGUCUGAUGGCGAGGAGAUCAAACCGAUGCACCAUGAUCCAAGAUAUUGGUCUUACCCCAAAGAAAUCAAACCAAUGCACCAUGAUCCAAGAUACUGGUCUGAGCCCGAGGAAAUCAAACCAAUACACCAUGAUCCUAGGUACUGGUCUGACCCCAAUAAGAUGAAGCCGGCGCACCAUGAUCCUAGGUACUGGUCUGACCCCAAUGAGAUGAAGCCAGUGCACCAUGAUCCAAGGUACUGGUCCGAUUCCAAUGAGAUAAAACCAAUACACCAUGAUCCAAGGUACUGGUCCGACGGCAAGUUCAAACCGAUGCACCAUGAUCCAAGAUACUGGUCUGACCCCAAGGAAAUCAAACCAACGCACCAUGAUCCAAGAUACUGGUCUGAGCCCGAGGAAAUCAAACCAAUACAACAUGAUCCUAGGUACUGGUCUGACCCCAAUAAGAUGAAACCGAUGCACCAUGAUCCUAGGUACUGGUCUGACCCCAAUGAGAUGAAGCCAAUGCACCACGAUCCAAGGUACUGGUCCGACCCCAAUGAGAGGAAGCCAAUGCACCAUGAUCCAAGGUACUGGUCCGACGGCAAGAUCAAACCGAUGCACCAUGAUCCUAGGUACUGGUCUGACCCCAAUAAGAUGAAACCGAUGCACCAUGAUCCUAGGUACUGGUCUGACCCCAAUGAGAUGAAGCCAAUGCACCAUGAUCCUAGGUACUGGUCUGACCCCAAUGAGAUGAAGCCAAUGCAUCAUGAUCCAAGGUACUGGUCCGACCCCAAUGAGAUGAAGCCAAUGCACCAUGAUCCUAGGUACUGGUCUGACCCCAAUGAGAUGAAGCCAAUGCAUCAUGAUCCUAGGUACUGGUCUGACCCCAAUGAGAUGAAGCCAAUGCACCAUGAUCCAAGGUACUGGUCCGACGGCAAGUUCAAACCGAUGCACCAUGAUCCAAGAUACUGGUCUGACUCCAAGGAAAUCAAACCAACGCACCAUGAUCCAAGAUACUGGUCUGAGCCCGAGGAAAUCAAACCAAUACACCAUGAUCCUAGGUACUGGUCUGACCCCAAUAAGAUGAAACCGAUGCACCAUGAUCCUAGGUACUGGUCUGACCCCAAUGAGAUGAAGCCAAUGCACCACGAUCCAAGGAAAUCAAACCAACGCACCAUGAUCCAAGAUACUGGUCUGAGCCCGAGGAAAUCAAACCAAUACACCAUGACCCUAGGUACUGGUCUGACCUCAAUAAGAUGA
Molecule: messenger RNA, 2184 nt
Organism: Ixodes scapularis (black-legged tick)
Lineage: Eukaryota; Metazoa; Arthropoda; Arachnida; Ixodida; Ixodidae
Product: early nodulin-75-like
Exons: 2
Coding region: 1-2184 (727 amino acids)
Source: RefSeq, a predicted model, not a curated record